Messenger RNA from Caenorhabditis bovis, 3618 nucleotides. The record is from the annotation of a GenBank genome assembly. NCBI's taxonomy places the organism in Eukaryota, Metazoa, Nematoda, Chromadorea, Rhabditida, Rhabditidae.
AUGUACAUUAAAGAGGUUAUUCUAUCUGGAUUUCGAAGUUACAAAGAUAAUACUGUAAUUGAUGGUUUUUCUCCAAGACAUAAUGUCGUUGUUGGGCGAAAUGGAAGUGGAAAAUCAAAUUUUUUCUUCGCUAUUCAAUUUGUUCUUUCCGACGAGUUUAGUCAUUUGAAAGAAGAACAAAGACUUGGAAUGCUUCAUGAAAGUACCGGACCAAAGGUUUCUCACGCCCGUGUUGAAAUUGUAUUCGACAAUUCUGAUCGCAGAAUCAUGGCAGUUGAUGGCACUGAAGUUCGUGUGGUUCGACAAGUAGGAAAAAAGAAGGAUCAAUAUUAUAUCGAUAAUAAAAUGGUCCCUAGAGCUGAUGUUGUGAAUCUUAUGGAAUCUGCCGGCUUCUCACGAUCAAAUCCAUAUUACAUUGUCAAACAAGGAAAAAUCAAUGAAUUAGCGACUUCUCCGGACAGUUAUAGGUUGAAAUUGCUACGCGAAGUCGCUGGAACUCGCGUUUACGAUGAGAGAAAAGAAGAAAGUUUAAAAAUUCUCAAGGAAACUAAAGUAAAAACUGAGAAAAUUGAUGGCCUUUUGAAAUACAUUGAAGAACGAUUAAAGACUUUGGAAAAUGAGAAAGAAGAUUUGAAAGAAUACCAAAAAUGGGAUAAAACGAAAAGAAGUAUCGAAUAUGCGAUGUAUGACAAUAUGAUUGUUGAGACGAAAAAGGAAUUGUCGAAAUUGAACGAUCAGAGAGAUGAGCUCACAACUAGAAAUCAUAGUGUUACUAACGAAUUGGUCGAAGUUCAAACGAAUCUGGCUCGAACAGCUGCGGAAAAGAGAAAAUUGGAUAAUCAAUUCAAAGGAAUGAAAGAAGAAAAAGAAACUCUUGUUGCUGAAGAAACCGAACUAGUUGAAAAGAAAGCUCAGGUCGAGCUUAAAAUUCGAGAUUUGACUGAAGAAACCACUAGAGAGCGACAGGGUCGAACUUCAGCUGAAAAUACUCUUAGCGAACUCAAAGCCGAAAUUGAGGAGAAACAGAACGAAUUGGAGAAAAUCACGCCCGAAUUCGAAAAACUUCUUGAAGAAGAAUCGAAAUUGUGCACCGAUGUUCGAAUUGACGAGCUGAAAAUGCGCGAGAUUCUUGCCAAACAAGGCCAAAGAUCGCAAUUCUCAUCUCAAGACGAACGUGAUCGAUUCUUGGGAAAAGAAGUCAAACGACUCAACAAUUUGAUUGGAGAAACUGAGGAUCAGGCGAGAAUCGUUGAAAAAGAGCUAGAAGACACUGAAAAAGAAGACGAGGAGUUGAAUUCGGAAAUUCAAAAUUUGGGAAGGCAAAUCGAAGAAAAUCGCUCAGAAUUGGAUAGUAAAAGCCAGAAAUCGACAGUUUUGAAACAAGAUUUUGACAGAGCCGUUUCUCAUCAAAUGGCUGCAGCACGUGAAGAAAAAACGAUUCGUGAUCAGAUGAAUGGAAUGGAAGCAGAAAUCAGUGCCUUGAACGAUCAAUUGCGAAGAUUGACAUCUAGGCCGGUAUACAAUGGUUUGCAAGGUGUUAAAAAGGUGAUCGAUUAUUUCCGCGAACACAAUCGAAAUGGCGAGCAUGACGAUGUUUUAAAUGGAUAUUUCGGAACUGUCAUUGAACUAAUUUAUGUUGAAUCAGAAUUCAUCACUGCCGUUGAAGUUAUUGCACAGAAUCGCCUCUUCUAUCAUGUUGUCGAGACUGAUAGAAUUGCCACAAAAAUAUUGAAAAAGUUCAACGAAUUGCAAUUGCCCGGCGAACUCAACUUCUUCCCAAUGAAUCGUGUUCAGCCUCCAAGGGACAAGGGUCUUCAACCAUCAUCUCAAUCGCGUGCUUUACUUUCGGUUAUUGAUUAUGAUGCUUCGUACGACAAGGUUAUGAGGACGAUUUUCACAAAUGUCGCACUUGUUAGGAAGCUUGAUCAAACUGCGAAAAACUUGAAAACCGAAGGAUACGACUGUGUUACUCUCGACGGUGAUCAAUUGUCACGUCGUGGAGCGAUCACAGGUGGUUUCAUUGAUACGAAACGCAAUAAGAUGGAGAUACACAACGCGAAACGCAACAUGGAAGAAGAGUUGGCUAAAAUGCAGGUGACUGCUGGAGAAGCGGAACGAAAAGUGCGAGAGAAGACCCAGGCUGUGGAGCAGAUUCGCUCGAAAAUGUCGCAGAUUGAGGAGCAGAUUCGCGAAUUUCACGUGCUUCAUCGCACUUUGACUGAGAGAAGGAGAGCACUUAAUGAGCAGUUUAAUCAAAUCACAAGGAAUAAGGAGCCAAAAAAAGCACGACUUCUUCAACUUCGCAAUCGUCGGCGUGAGCUGAUUGCUCAACGCGAAGGUUAUGAGCAAGAGAUUGGAACUCCGAUGGAGUCUCAAUUGAGUGUUGCUGAACAGAAUACUGUCAAACAAUUGCAAAAAGCAAUAACCGACAUGAGAACGAAGCUUGAAGCAGUUGCCAAGAAGCGCAGUGAUUUGGAGCAUCGAAAGAGAACCCUUGAGAAUCAUUUGAAGACCAAUUUGCUCAGGAAGCAGGAGAAUUUGUCGGCGAAAAUUGACGAUAUAUCCGAUAAUGAACGGCGUCAUCGCUUGCAAUCUCAUCAAGCUGAACUCACUUCUCUUUUGAAUCGAUUGUUCGAGAUCAGACAGUCAUUGGCGUCUCUUGACGAAAGUCUCACCGAGUAUGAGGAGAAGUCCGAGCAUUUGAGCAGAAGUCUUGAUGAUAUACAAGAACAACAGAAGGAUCUUGAAGCGCAACUCACCGAAUUCGCGAAACAAUCUGACACCAUUUGUACAAAGCAGGCAGCGCUUCAAGCGAAGAGAGAAGACAGCUUGAAAAAGAUGCGACAACUUGGGGCUCUGCCAACUGAGGCUUUCUCCAAGUAUCAGAACAUGAAGCAUAAGGAUUUAGAGAAGAAACUUGUCUCAUGUGUCAGCGAACUGAAAAAAUAUGAGAACGUUAAUAAGAAAGCUCUUGAUCAAUAUUUGACGGCGUCAUCGCAAAGAGAAGAACUCUCGAAGCGAAUGGAAGAACAGAAAAAGAGUGAAGCGUCGAUUGAAGAGCUUAUCAAAGUACUCGAAACUCGAAAGUAUGAAGCGAUUCAGUUGACAUUCCGACAAGUCUCCAAAAAUUUCAAAGAAGUUUUCAAGCGACUUGUUCCGAAUGGGCAAGGACAAUUGGCUAUUCAAGUCCGCGAUUCUCAGCCAGGAGACGAUGAUUUGAAUGCGGUUGAGAAGUUCAGCGGAAUCGCAAUCCUUGUCUCAUUCGUGUCGGAUUCCGGAGAUGCUGAAACGCGCGAAAUGCAGCAAUUGUCAGGAGGGCAGAAGUCCCUCGUGGCUCUUGCACUUAUCUUUGCUAUUCAGAUGUGCGAUCCAGCUCCAUUCUAUCUUUUCGAUGAGAUCGACGCCGCUCUUGAUGCUCAACAUCGUAAAGCUGUCGCUGAUAUGAUCCACUCGCUUUCCGAUAAUGCUCAAUUCAUCACCACCACUUUCCGGCCAGAAUUGCUCGCAUCCGCUGAGAAAUACUUUGGAGUGCGCUUUAGAAAUAAGGUUUCUCACAUCGACGCUGUUACUCGUGAACAAGCCUAUGACUUUGUUGAAGAUGAUCAGACCCAUGGAUAA